AUGACUACACCAUAUGAGAAUAGUCGCCUCAAAAGAAUUGCAGAGAAUAAGAAAAAGUUAGCGGCUCUCAAUCUUCCUACACUCUCUCAAUCCCUUCACAAAUCAUCAGAGUCUUCUUCCAAACCAUCACUGUCUGUGAAGGGCCGUUCAAGGUUUGUACAACCUGGAGAGCUUGAAGUAAAUAAGAAGCGCCUACGUUCAAUUACAACUCGCAAAUCAUCAAUAACCCCUCCACCAAUGGAAACUACAAUAACCCCUCCACCAAUGGAAACUACAAUAACCCCUCCGUCAAUCCAAAUUGCAAAAUAUGUUGUGGUAGAAGAUGAGGAUGAAGAUGACAUGGUAGGAGAUGAGGCUGAUGAUGUUGUGGUAGGAGAUGGGACUGGAGAUGUUGUAUUAGGAGAUGAGGCUGAAGAUGUUGUGGUAGGAGAUGAGGCUGAAGAUGAUGUGGUAGGAGAUGAGGCUGAAGAUGUUGUAUUAGGAGAUGAGGCUGAAGAUGUUGUGGUAGGAGAUGAGGCUGAAGAUGUUGUGGUAGGAGAUGGGACUGGAGAUGUUGUUAAAGUGGCUAAAUCUGAGUAUUGGGAUGUAAAUGUCAUUAACGAGGAAGGUUAUGUUUCAAACACACGUUUAUGUGUGAAAGACUUGGUUGCAAAAUCAGAGCCUGGUGGAACAUGGAUAAUACUUGAAUUCAAUAAGAAUGAUUGUGCAGUAGGACCGGCUUCUGGUUUGCUAGCAGGAUAUUUGGGUAUAAUUAUUAGAAUGUUUAGAGAUAUUCCCAUAAUUUUUGAGAGUUGGAAGAAUGUUCCAGCAGAUACAAAAACAAAGAUUUAUGAAUCAAAGAUAAAGCGCCAUUUUCUUGUGGAUGAUGGGCGUGACAAAGAUUUUGUACUUGCUUCUGCUGCAAGGAAAUGGAAGGAUGCUCGACAUACAUUGUUUCACGAAUUUUAUAGAUGGGAUCUCCCUUUGGAGGAAAAUCUUCAAAAUUAUCCAAAAUGCGGAGGCAUUCCUGAAAAUGACUGGGCUGUUUAUGUUCAAUAUAGGCAGAAAGAAAAAACACAGUCGCUUGCAAGGAAGAAACAUGAGUUGGAAAUGAGAGAUGGACGAACAUACAGCAGAGGAGACAUGUUAUCAUAA
Molecule: messenger RNA, 1134 nt
Organism: Vicia faba (fava bean)
Lineage: Eukaryota; Viridiplantae; Streptophyta; Magnoliopsida; Fabales; Fabaceae
Source: the annotation of a GenBank genome assembly